Sporothrix schenckii 1099-18 is the source of this 174-nucleotide messenger RNA. RefSeq lists its product as uncharacterized. The record is from RefSeq and is a predicted model, not a curated record. The coding region runs from base 1 to 174 and encodes 57 amino acids. The transcript has 2 exons. Gene Ontology annotation, cellular component: membrane. NCBI's taxonomy places the organism in Eukaryota, Fungi, Ascomycota, Sordariomycetes, Ophiostomatales, Ophiostomataceae.
AUGCCUUUCACCACCUCCGACAUCUGCAAGAUCAUCCUUGCCAUCAUCCUGCCACCUCUGGGUGUCUUCCUUGAGCGUGGUUGCGGUGCCGACCUGCUCAUUAACAUCCUGCUGACCAUCCUGGGUUACAUUCCCGGCAUCCUCCACGCCCUGUACAUCAUUCUGAAAUAUUAG